Messenger RNA from Symbiodinium sp. CCMP2592, 3912 nucleotides. Lineage: Eukaryota; Dinophyceae; Suessiales; Symbiodiniaceae. The record is from the annotation of a GenBank genome assembly.
AUGGACUUCACUGUGCGGAAAGCAUAUGCUUGCCCGAUCUGCGGUGAAUCCUUCAUCAAAUGGGGCCUAUGCCUAUCCCAUCUCCAUGCAAGUGAACCAUGCAGAUCCGCCCUCGGAGAAGAUACCCUCCGCAAUGUGGAGCAACUCCAGGAAAUGUGCCGUGCUGCUGCCUCUGGCGAGGCCGCAGCAAAGCAGGAUGCCACUGUGGACACAACUGUUUCACCCGACAACUCCACCCCAGAGGCCCCCGUGACCGAGGUGGCACCCUCCACCUACGAACCCAUGGACGGGGUUGAAGCCUCUACCUUUGAACCCCUCGGGCACACCAGCUUCGAGAUGGCUGGGAUGCCUGCCAACUACGACAACAUGAGCGGCGUACAGACCACCAACUUCAACAACAUGACCGGUGGCACUGGUCCCACCUUCGACACCAUGAACGCCAACAACAUGACCGGGGUCGCAGGUCCUACCUUCGACUCCAUGAACGGCAACAACAUGACCGGGGUCACAGGUCCCAACUUCGACAGCAUGAAUGGCAACACCAUGACCGGGGUCGCAGGUCCUACCUUCGACUCCAUGAAUAGCAACUCCAUGAACGCCGUCACAGGUCCCAACUUCGACACCAUGAACGGUGUCGCAGGUCCCAACUUCGACGCCAUGAACGGGGUCAUGCCUUCCGCUUUCGAAGGCAUGAAUGGCGUUGCGCCAAACUUUGAUGCGUCCAAUUUCGAUGCCAUGAACGGCAUGAUGCCAGCCAACUUCAACAUGAAUGGCAUGAUGCCCUCUUCCUUUGAUGCUAUGGGAGGUGUCCCAAAUGCCUUCGAUGCCAUGGGCGCGGUUGCGCAAGGCUUCGACGGUAUGAUGGUUCCACAGAUGAACCAGAUGAAUGUCCAGAUGAAUGCGCAGAUGAAUGCCCAGAUGAAUGCCCAGCUGAACGCCCAGAUGAAUGCCCAGAUGAAUGCCCAGCUGUUGAAUGCUCAAAUGAAUGCCCAGAUGUCUGCUCAGAUGUCUGCCCUUCAGAUGCAAGCCCUUCAGCAGCAGCAGUUGGCACAGUACUCUCAGCAGGAAGCCUUUGUGCCCAAUUCCACAGCUCCCACAGCUCCCACACCAACCCAGACCGAGAGCAAGAAGGAUGCCAAACCCUGGGCCAACUACAAAGCAUCCUCAGCUUCACAGUCUCAACAGUACAAAGCACCGUCUAAGGCACAUUCCCAGCAAGCCAGCAACCUCUUGAAACCCCAGCCAAAGCCGGUACCAGCACCCAAAGUCACCCCAAAAGCACCUCCCAAAGCUGCGCCGAAAGCUGGUGAUGGCUUGAUGAAGGAGCUCGCCGACGCGACGCCCGCCUACACCAAGCAAAAGGUGCGAUGCGUCGCUAAGCUCCGUCGUGCAUUGCAGUGUGGCUAUCUGACUCUCAUGGAACGAUCCACCCUCUCCGAGAAGUUGGAGGAGUUAGCCACCUAUGCUCCCUCGAAGCAGCUCGCAACGGUGAAGAAGUUCCUCAGUCCGAGCUACGAGGAUUUCAGGUGGAUUAGUAGCAAGGCGGAAUGGCUGCAACGCUGCCUGAACUACACCCGGGCUGGAGGUGAGAAUUAUCAGUACAAGCACAAAGGCACAAAAUCCGCUUCAGUGGAAGCUCUUGAGAAAGCUUUAGCCGAUCAUGGGUUGCUGCCUUUUGCUAUCGACGAGGGGUGCUGGAGCACCUUUGGUCUCUUGCCGCCCUUGUUGCAAGAGAACGUGGUAAAGGCAGUGCGCCACGGCUUGUUUCUAUCUUCCACACUGCAGCCGUCGGAGCACUUCGUGCACAUCUGUGUGAAUGAGGAGGUCGUCUACAAUUUGGAGGCGAAGCCUGUGCCAAGCGACAUGCCGACUCCUGAGCAAGCGGGCAUGGAAAGUAUCGACCAGACGCUGUAUCACCAGCUCCGACAGUAUAUCCUCUUCCAGCAUCGGAAUUCAGAAGAUCGGUGCUUGCGGCUGCUAGCUGAGAGUGGACCAAUCUUGCCGGGCACACCCAACAGCCUUCUUUACGUUCACAUGGCCACGUCCGAUGAGCGAAUGAAGGGAUCAGCAGAGGUGCUGUCCCUGCUGCAUGCAGCUUCUGCAUGCGGUCUCUCAAGACUAUGUGCUCGGUUCCUUGCGGAGGGCUUACCGGCCAGUGAGGCUACCGGGAACGAGUUGGCCACACCUCUUCAUCUCGCAGCAGGGCGCGGGGCCCUGGAGUCUGUGAAGGUCCUGAUCAGGGCGAAGGCAGAUGUGCUGAAGAAGGAGCGGUACUAUGCAGUUACGGCUGCGCAGGAGGAUGCAGCAACUCCGGCGCAGGAGUCGCAGCACCAACUGCAUUUGCAGGUGUGCCAGCAGCUCUUGAACGGCGUCUUGCGAGUUGCAAGGGAAGGCCGUGAGUGGGACGUGGAGGAGAGUGCCGAGCUUGAAAGUUUCGCAGAGGAGAAGCAUCACUGGCCACUUCUGAUUCUGGGCAUGUGUUUGCUUUCGGACACAGUGAUCCAGCGGAUCUCCGAACUGCAGUACGAGACAGCAUGCUUGCUGGUGUCCUUUUUUGAAGACCCUCCGGAGACGCAAGACCCGACGGAGUGCCUUCUGAAGGUGCCUGACGAGGCGAUGCCAAUUGAGCUUCAAGCUAUUCUCGAGUCGGAUUUCAUCAGAGAUCAUGAUCGACUGCGACGUCAGGGCAAUCGAAUGCACAGGCAUUUCGGUCUCUCCAAGAGAUGCCUGGAUGUUUGGGCAAGCCUUCCUUACGAUGUGGCGCAGCAUGCGCUCAGCAUCUUCAUGCUGGAGCAGGUGUCAGCCCACCAUUUCAAAGUGCCGGACGACGAGCUGAAAGCCAUGGAGGCGGAGGCGGCGGACGACAUUCAGAUCAUGAAUGUUGGAGAGGAUCCCAACCGGUAUGUGGGUACCAUUCGGAAGUGGGAUUCUGAACGAGGUUUCGGCUUCAUCGUGCAGCCGCAGCCAGAGGAGGAGACCGGGGAGGAGGAUCACAAGGACCAUCUUACGGUUGCGGGCUGGACCCAGGAUAUUUUCGUCCACCGCACCAACCUUAUGGGCUCCGCUCCGGGUGUGCACAUCGACCUCCAGGAAGGGAGCAAGGUGUCCUACUUCCUUGGCAUGCAGGAUGGCAAAGCCCGGGCUCUCCAAGCCGCGAUGAUCGACGACGAGUUCUACGUCCACCAAAUCCAUCUCCAGAAGAAGACCUCCAAGAGCAAAAAUCUGUCACCGAAGGAGAAGCGGCAAGCCAGGAUUCUGGAGAUCGCCGAGCAGGAGACGGAAGAGACGCAUGAGGUGUCCAAGUACUUCUUGAGGCAGAUCGCCAGCGCUGCAAUUCAAGACAUGGUGCACGAAAGGAGGCAGGACUUCGAGUCCCAUUUUCGCUGUUGGGGACUGCUCCGCUACAACAAUGUCAAGCGCGACGACGUCUUCUGGAAGAAGGAGAUUGAGCGCAGGGUCGACAUCUUCGUGGAGCAAGCGAGCACGCCCUUGCAGAAAAAGGAUUUCGACUUCCGUGUGCGGAGAUUCCUGACCGAGUUUUGCAUGAGGAAAAACGUGAUCCGCGUCAGUGAAGCUCUGGCCAUGGUAAGUAAGAGCAUCUCGGGAAAGAAGAGAGAGGACAUUCAGACUUGGCCUGCCUAUGUGGCUACGCUGCUUCGCAAGUUCGAUCCCGAAGUGAACGCCUUCAUUACAAGUCGGGAGAGUCAGAAGAAUUCGAAGGCGGAUGCUGACGACACCAUCAAGGAUGAGGAUGCCGAGCUGGAGGAGGAGGACAGCGGAAGUGACUCCGAAGACGUGGGUUCACUCAGCGACACGCUGGACAUGUACAGCCCGCCGCCGGCACAACCCGAGCAACUCGAAGAAGCGAUUCCCGAAGCCGACGAAGAGGCUUCAGGAUUUGCCUUCCAGUGA